GAUAUGUUUAUAUAUAAAUAAUUCCCAUUUUUACGCAACGUUUUCGUGGUAUUAAAGACUCUUAUUUAUAUUCCAGGUGCAACGGGCACUGAACGAAACGUCGAAAGCAACUGAGGACCGCGACCGACGUACAAUUUUAUUUAUUGUAUUUUAUUUAUUUAAUUGCCACGACACCCUAGAAUAAGUUCAGAUAACCAGGGGCCACCUCAAGCAGUGAGCCCAUCGGAAGAGUUUCACCAGUGGAGAAACCACUAGGUUUUUACUUCCAGCUGGUAUCGUCUUAGUGUCCUCACGAACCUACUAGGGGGGGAGUGAUCUGUAGCGUCACACACUUCCCCAAAAUCAAUAGCCUAGGGUUUGACGACUUCGACAUUGAUGCUGACCUUGAUAGUUUAACUGGACUCGCUAAGCUGAAGGCACCCGGUCAAGCAUCCUCGCCAUUUGGCACGCUGUCGUGUUACGUUGCAUUGCUCGUAUUCGACUCUCUAGCCAGUUAGUUGGAACGCAUCGGUAUUUUGGCAUAACCAUCCAAAUAUACUAUUCCAUCCGACUACGCUAUCGUGUUCUUCCUUGGUCUCGUAUUUGUGGGUAUAUAACAAGUUCGAAUAAUUAGUGAUUGGUCUUUGCGUCUGUCAAGUUCGCACCAGGACAAAUCCUAAAUUGGUGAGCCCGACGUGAUUACACAUCCCGAUUAAUAACAAGUAUUGAAUUGGUGAGCCUGUUCCAUUUUAUAUUUGUUUGUUGUUUUCACUUCGAUAACAUUUAUAUAUCCAUUUACUACACUUUCUCAUGUCCGACCACACUCCCAAGCUUAUUCGUAUUAAGCCGACUACGAACACGAUCCAACUCGUGCCAUAUUGGCCAGACAAUGCAGAAACAUGGUUUCUGUAUGCCGAGGCCGAUUUUCGAGAACAGGGUGUCUCAGAUCCUCAAUCUCGAUUUCUUGCUGUCAUACGUUCACUACCGCGAGAAUUAAACAGGUUUGUUACAGCAAACAUGUUUAAUCCUGAAGUAAGUGACCCUUAUGCACUUCUAAAGGCCGCACUCUUGAAGAAAAGCGAUCUCACAGAUCGCCAACGUCUAGACGAAUUGCUUCGUAACAUCGAGCUAGGCAGCCACUCAGCUACUGAAGUCCUCGCACGCAUGCGAGAAGUAAUCGGUGCACGAACAUUUGACGAUGGUUUCUUCCGAGAACUAUUUCUCUCGAAACUACCACAACCGGUGCAAACCGUGUUGGUGACACUGCAGUCAGUCCCACUCGACGACCUGGCAGCCUCAGCAGAUAAAAUACUGGAGAUAUCCAGCAGACCCGUCUCCAACGUAUAUUCUAUCUGCGACAAACCAGAGCGCCAGGAUUCGGAGGUGACCAAGUUGUGCAACUCUGUGAAACGGUUGCUACGAUCUCGAAGUCCUAGAUCACGUAGCACUUCACAGAAACGCACCUUGGCGCAUCGCAGCAAGUCGCGUGGUAGCCCUAAAACGAAACCCAACAGGGUGGAAAACCCUGAAUGGUGCUGGUUUCAUAACACUUACGGGGAUGAAGCCAGAAAAUGUCGUAAACCAUGCCGUUUUAAGAAGGACACAAACUCGGGAAACGGUCACGCCGGCACGUGCUCACGGCAACCGUAGCCGGCGGAAAAAGCCGUUUGCUCUACGUCACCGACAUUAAAACGAAAGUCCGCUACCUCGUCGACACCGGCGCAGAAGUUAGCGUUCUUCCAGCAACGACAAAGGAGCGUCAUCUUGACCCAUCCUUCAAUCUUCAAGCAGCCAACGGCAAGGCAAUCGCGACAUUCGGGAGACGGUAUGCCUACCUCAACUUAGGUUUACGCAAACCUAUCCACUGGAUCUUCCUCCUUGCUGACGUCUCUAUGCCCAUCAUUGGCAUAGAUUUGCUAAACCAUUACGAUCUACUCGUAGAUGCUCGCCGUCGACGACUGAUAGAUAACAGCACAAAGUUAUCUAUUGGCGGCACCACCUAUGUAGGUCCGAGUUUAGCCAUCGUUAGGACUAAACAAUCAGGCGACGCGUCCUACCAGGCAGUUCUGGAGAAAUAUCCAGAGUUACAGCAACCGAAGCACACUCUUCCGUGCAUAACCAGCAAUGUUAUGCAUCACGUCACAACCACAGGUCCACCUGUGGCAUCCAAAGCGCGCCGUUUAGCCCCCGAUAAGCUCAAAACGAACGAAAAAUGAAUUCGACCACAUGCUCGAACUGGGCAUUAUCAGACCGUCAAACAGUCCUUGGGCAUCGCCAUUGCACAUGGUUCCCAAAAAGGAUAGCAACGACUGGCGUCCAACCGGUGAUUACCGAAGGCUUAACGCCAAAACAACUCCGGACUGCUACCCUAUACCUCACGUUUACGACUUGACCGCAACCUUAUGCGGCAUGAACAUUUUCUCCAAAAUCGACUUGGUCAAAGCGUACAACCAGAUACCUAUGGCAGCAGAAGAUAUCGCGAAAACAGCCAUUAUUACUCCUUUUGGCCUGUUUGAAUUCCUGCGCAUGCCAUUUGGUCUUCGGAAUGCAGCACAAACAUUCCAACGCUUUAUGGACGACGUCUUCCGUGGUCUGAAUUUUGUUCAUGUCUACAUCGAUGACUGUCUAAUUGCGAGUCCAGAUAAGGAAACUCACCUUAAACAUUUGGACCUCGCAUUCGAAAGACUCAAAAAACAUGGCAUCACAGUUAACUUACAGAAGUGUGAAAUAGGAGUUGAAUCACUCAGCUUCCUUGGGCAUACCAUUGACAACAAAGGUAUACGCCCAUUGAGAGAUAAAGUGGCGGCUAUCACAAACUAUCCAGAGCCGACCACUGUGAAACAUCUCCGCACUUUCAAUGGCCUGGUAAGUUAUUACCGAAGGUUUAUCCCUAACUGUGCCUCUGUCAUGAGACCACUCACAGAUCUACUUCGAGGAACUGCGAAGUUCGUGUCUCUGGACAACGCGGCUAGACUUGCUUUCUCUAAAGUCAAGGAAGCCAUUUCGAACGCAACCAUGCUUAUGCAUCAUGACCCCAAUGCUCCUCUGAGUAUUGCUGUUGAUGCAUCUGAUUCAGCAAUUGGAGCAGUUUUGCAACAGUUGACUGACAACCAGUGGCAACCGUUAGCCUUUUUCUCGAGGCGGCUGCAAGACGCGGAAACAAGAUACAGUACAUUUGGUAGGGAACUCCUAGCCAUGUACUGUUCUGUACGCCAUUUUCGACAUUCUGUGGAAGGUCGUGAUUUCAUUAUUUUCACAGACCACAAACCGUUAACCUUUUCCCUCAGCUCGGCGUCUGACAAAUACUCCCCUCGUGAGUCGCGACAGCUGGAUUACAUUUCCCAGUUCACGUCAGACAUCCGCCACAUUUCUGGAGCAAACAACUCCGCAGCCGACGCACUAUCUCGAAUAGCUUCGAUAAACCAUAUCGAGGGCGUUGAUCUCGUUGAACUAGCUCGGCGUCAAAAGGAAGACCUUGAGCUGCAUCAUGAGUUGUCGUCCACAACUCUCAAACUACAACUUUGUCCAGUAGGAUCAGACAAGGAUACAAUUUUGUGCGAUGUCUCUGCUAGUCAACCACGCCCAAUAGUUCCGAAGAGUUGUCGACGCAACGUCUUCAAUACGUUGCACAAACUCUCUCAUCCAGGUGUACGAGCCACCAUUAGGCUUAUCGCACAACGUUUCUGCUGGCCUGGGAUGAACAAAGACGUUAAGGAGUGGGCCCAGUCGUGCUUAGCUUGUCAAAAGUGUAAAGUCACGCGACACACGAAAAGCCCUUUAGGCUCAUUUCUAGCCCCAGACAUGCGUUUCGACCACGUCCAUAUAGAUAUUGUAGGACCCCUACCAGAAUCUAAUGGAUGUACCUACCUUUUCACCUGUGUUGAUCGUUUCACACGAUGGCCGGAAGCAGUACCUAUUAAGGAUAUUACUGCUGAAACAGUAGCCCGUGUUUUCGUCGAAAGAUGGAUCGCGAACUUCGGAUGUCCAUCUUAUGUCACAACCGACCAUGGGCGCCAAUUUGAGUGUGGAUUAUUUCACGCUCUAACGGCACUUUUAGGUUGCACUCGGUUCCGAACGACAGCCUAGCAUCCACAAGCAAAUGGCAUGGUAGAGCGUUUCCACUGACAGCUGAAAGCUUCCCUUUCAGCUGCAAACAUCCCUCAGUGGACUGAGGCUUUGCCUCUAGUCCUACUAGGUAUUCGUAACGCCUUGAAAGUUGAUGCUGGAUGUACCCCUACAGAACUCGUCUAUGGGACCACUGUUCGCCCAUCAGGUGAGUUUGUUUCCCCUUCAACUUUCAAACAUGUUUCCGACAGGGCAUCAUAUGUGACUAGGCUUAAAAACGCAAUGCGUUCAGUUAGGCCUUCUCCGGUUAGACCGCAAACGACUGAUGUUUCGUUCAUCCCAGUUUACAGAAGACAUCACACGUGUUUGUUCGCCACGACGCCGUUCAUCGACCACUUGAACCACCCUACGAUGGGCCGUUCAAAGUGAUUAAGCGACACGAGAAAUUCUAUAUAACUGAGCGAGACGGACGUGACGAUACUGUCAGUAUCGACCGUUUGAAACCAGCUUAUUUCGAAGGUAACCCCAUUAUAAGUGAUGUUUCAGAUCGCUACAUCUGACCGACGGAUGACUCAAUC
Heterobilharzia americana is the source of this 4622-nucleotide messenger RNA. The record is from the annotation of a GenBank genome assembly. NCBI's taxonomy places the organism in Eukaryota, Metazoa, Platyhelminthes, Trematoda, Strigeidida, Schistosomatidae.